UGCUGCUCACGAAUGUGAUUGUUUCUAUCUAACUUUAACUUUUUAUAUAUAUAUUUAUUUGUUUAUUUAUUUAUUUAUUUAUUUCGGAAGCAGAGAAAAAUGAGUUUUUAUCAUCUGGUGAUGAAUUAUUUUCUUCUCGGAGUUCUGCUGUCGGUUAAAGGAGCGUCUGCUGCUCAUGCUCAGUCUGAGCAGGUGUGGGCCCCCGCCGGCGGGGUCGUCAUCCUGCCCUGCCGCCUGAAGUCCUCCUCCAGUGAUGUCCUGCGAACCCUGGAGUGGUACAAGAAGGACCUGAACUCAAGAACAGUCUUCUUGUACCGGACCGGCUUCGAGAUCCCCGAGAUGAAGAACGAGGACUUUGAGUUCCGGACGAGCCUCUUCCACAAGGAGCUGAAAAACGGGAACACCUCGCUGAGGAUCUCCAACCUGAAGCCGUCCGAUGCAGGAACCUACAGUUGCUUAGAGAUCCUGAAGGAUGGWACCAGAGAGGAAACAGUGGUGGAGCUGGAUGUUGGUCCUGUUUUCCCAGCUGUUUAUUUGGACCUGAAGCUCCACAUGGUUUCUGCUGAUAGUAGAGGGGUCACCGUGGAGUGUCAGGUCCGGUGCUGGUCACCAGAACUGGAGAUGAAGGUUCUGGACGGCGAAGGAAACCACGUCCCUGGAAAGCAGAGAGAAGAACCAGGAAGUGGAGGAUGUGUUUCAGCCACACAAAGAGUCACCCUGCAGGACCCCACCAGCAGGGUCGUGUGCAGAGUUCACCAGCCAAUGACGAACCAAAACAUUUCUGCAGAGAUCCUCACCCCAGGUUCUGGGUCUGAGAUGUGCUCCAGCUUGAUCAUUGUCGUCUGUGUUCUGGUGGCUGUUUGUGUGGUUGCAGUUGCAGCUGUAGUUGUUAUAUGGUUCAGAAAGAAAUGUUUUAAAUCAGGGAAGACGAAACCAUCAAACCAAUCUGGUGCCUCAGAAAUCUCAGCCAUGCUGCCGGUGCAGUCGCCUCAAACCACCGAGACUGAAAAUAAACAAAAUGACCUCAUUCACAGUCUGCGUGAAGAGGUGGCUCUGCUCAGGUCACAGAAUGAUGCUAAAGACGAGAUGACCAUCCAUCUGCUACAGAAACAAACCUCCUCUCUGCCGUGGGGUGUUAUGUGCCGUCUCAACCAGCCAACAAUACCCCCAAGUCCCUCCAAAUCCUCACUGGAGUCCUCAGAAACCCCAAACCCAACACCAGACUUCAACUCUGACAGAAGAAAGCUUCUUCCAAAACCUGAUAAACCUUCCAAAAAGAUCGGUCCAAAAGACGACAAAGCAAAAAACAACCACCCAGCUCCCAGUCGCCCCCUACAGAAAAAACGUCGUAACAGCAGCCCAGCCCAUUUCACUACAGCUCCUCCAGUGUUUAAAUCUCCAGUCYACAACAAAAACAAAGAUCCAGUGGUCCACAUUCGUUCACAGAGUGAUCCGGUGCACCAGUUUGACCCCAACCCYGCAAACUAUCAGGGAGGAGACGGUUCUGACAGCWGCAGCAGGUUCUGGACCUCUGGUUGUCUCAGCAGGAAGUGCAGACUGAGCAGUUGGUGGGACAGGAUGCUGCUGACUCGCUUCUGCCUGACGCUGACCUGUCUUCAGCUCAGCCCGGACCGCUCUCAGUUCUUUCGCUAUGACUCGGUCUCCCUGACCUGUGAGGAUCUGCUGAACUCCACCGGCUGGAAGGUGAAGAGGAACACGUGGAGUGGAGGGGUCCGGCUCUGCUCCACCUCCUCUGGCCCCACCUGCACCAUCAAAGACCUCUACCCAUCUGACUCUGGGGUGUACUGGUGCGAGUCGGACUCAGGAGAGAGAAGCAACGCUGUCAACAUCACCGUCACCGAUCUCAGAGUGAUCCUGGAGAGUCCUGCCCUGCCGCUCUCUGAUGGAGCUGCUGUGACCCUGCGCUGUAAAGCUGAGACCGACCCGUCUCGUUAUAAAUAUGACUUCUUUAAAGAUGGCCGCCCCCUCAGAUUCAACAGCUCAGGGGAGAUGACCAUCCACAGGGUCUCCAGAUCUGACGAGGGGCUCUACAGCUGCAGCGUCACAGACGGAGACAGGUCUGAAGGAAGCUGGCUCAUUGUUUCAGAUCGACCUCUGUCAUCUUCAGCUCCGCCUACAGCCGUGAUGUCAYUUCCUGUCUACAGGGUGCUGUGUCACCUGCUGGUGGGAACUCCUUACCUGUUGUCCACCAUCAUGCUGGGACUCAUCUACAGAGACAGGAAACGAGCUGCUCAGACGGUCGCAGGCCGGAGACGCAGACAGGAAGUUGUCAUGGAAACGGCUGUUUGAAUUUCCUGCAACAUUUCUGAUGUCAGAAAUGUUGAUGAUGUUUAUUAUAUAAUCAUUUUACUUUAAUACAA
Austrofundulus limnaeus is the source of this 2381-nucleotide messenger RNA. RefSeq lists its product as uncharacterized. The record is from RefSeq and is a predicted model, not a curated record. Gene Ontology annotation, biological process: regulation of cytokine production; T cell receptor signaling pathway. Bases 100 to 2310 code for a protein of 736 amino acids. Gene Ontology annotation, cellular component: external side of plasma membrane. Gene Ontology annotation, molecular function: signaling receptor binding. NCBI's taxonomy places the organism in Eukaryota, Metazoa, Chordata, Actinopteri, Cyprinodontiformes, Rivulidae. The transcript has 12 exons.